AUGGCACCGACGAAUCCCAGCGUUAUCAGCCAGCUGCGGCAGCUCAUCUACUACUACAUCGAUAAUAACCUCCUCAAGAAUGCUCAGUUCUACGCCGAACGACUUGCAGCUUACGAUCACCGAUCGGCAGAGUCAGCAUACCUUCUCGCCCUCUGCCAUCUGCGGCUAGGAGACAAUGCGUCAGCCUACGAGUAUUCGAAGCCUACGGGGUGGAGAGGAACUCAUCUUGGGUGUGCUUAUGUCUUUGCGCAGGCAUGUUUAGCUCUCGAAAGAUACAAGGAUGGUAUAACGUCGCUGGAGAAGAGCAGAGGGCUUUGGGGAGGGAAGAAUAGCUUUGGGAAACAUACUGCCUCCUCACGGCAACCAUUACCUGACGCCGCGACCAUAAACUGCUUAUUGGGGAAGCUCUAUUAUGGCUACGACAACAAGACGAAGGCUGUGAGCUGCUUCGAAGAUGCUCUGAAGCAGAACCCCUUCAUGUGGGACGCCUUCACCACCCUCUGCGAUAUGGGCACCAACCUCAAAGUCCCCAACAUUUUCAAGAUGAGUCCGGAAAUGGAGGCAGUAAUUAGGACGAGCUCACAAGAUCCAUGGGACUCACAGUCUCAAUCCAAAGAUAACACCCUUUCAGCGAUGCCUGACCAGGACCGAAAUCGACCGGGUGUUCGACCCGCCUCGGUUGUUAGUGAUGUUCCGGAUCCAUUCAACAGUGUACCAUCUAGAAGCUUCGCGGGAGGGUUGUUUGGAACCCUUGGUAUCUCACAGAAGUUAAGUGAGAGCAAUCCAAGCCUGACGAAUUUGCCAGCCGUGGGAGGUGGAGGAAUUGGGCCAGAAGCGAUGGAGACACCUACUGGACCAAGUGCUUCGAUCGAUGUCACUGUUGUACCAGGCCGAAGAGACCCUGGUGUGGUAUCGGCAUUUCCAACCGAACCGCCACACGCUCCUAUUCGAAAGACUCGGACGAUACAAGGGCUUGGGAUGGAUUUUAGCAUGGAUGCGCCGAAGAUGAGUCGAGCUGUUUCCACCAAGCGGUCACAGAAGGGUCCUGAAGUAGACGAAUCGGCAGCCACACAAGCUUUGAGGAGCAAUAGUCUUGUACCUCCUGCGGGAGAGCGGAAGAGAACCGUGUCUGGCCAAGUCGUUCCCAGACAGAGUUCAGAAGAUCCUGGGGCACCACAACGGAGGAGCGUCAGGUUAUUCAACCAGAUUCGACCAACGAGCAGCAAGUCAUCGAGUAAUUUGCCGACAGUUGGACCAGCUCCAGGGCGAGAAUUGAAGAAAGCCCGGCCGCCGAUAUCGAAGAUUAUGAGACCAAGCUCAAGCACCUCGACUGUGGGUCGACAAGUUAGUGGGAAUCGAAAACCUGUGGAUGAUUCGAUGGAUGUUGAUGGGAAAGACUACAUCCCUCGGACUUGGCAAGCCACCAGCAUCCCGGUGCAAAAAUCGAUCGAAUUGGAUCCUGCACGACAUGAGGAUGCUCUGAGAAGCUUGCUGGAGCUGUUCAAGAAGUUUGGCAACGCUUACUAUGCAUUGGCUCAAUUCCAGUGCCAAGAUGCACUUCAAAUUUACGCCUCUUUUCCGCGAGCGCAAUUGGAGACCCCUUGGGUGCUGGCCCAGAUGGGUCGUGCUCAUUACGAACAAGCAGCUUACGCCGAAGCGGAAAAGUAUUACAAACGCAUCCGGCAAGUGGCGCCAACGAGAUUCGAGGACAUGGAGAUUUACUCGACAAUCUUGUGGCAUCUGAAGCGAGAAACCGAUCUCGCAUUCCUGGCUCAUGAGCUGAUCGACUCCUCUUGGAAGUCUCCUCAAGCUUGGUGUGCCUUGGGCAAUUCCUGGUCGCUAGCACGUGAUCACGAGCAAGCUCUGCGGUGUUUCAAGCGUGCUACGCAACUGGAUCCGAAGUUCGCAUACGCGUUCACACUUCAAGGUCACGAGCAUAUUGCAAACGAGGAAUACGACAAAGCUCUCACAUCUUAUCGUCACGGCAUUGCUGCUGAUAAACGGCAUUACAAUGCAUGGUAUGGUGUUGGCCGUGUCUUUGAGAAACUCGGAAAUUACGAGAAAGCCUCUAAACAUUUCGAGGCUGCCUCUCUGAUCAAUCCCACAAAUGCUGUCUUGAUCUGCUGCAUCGGUACAGUGCUCGAGAAGCAAAAGCAACCGAAGAUGGCUCUGACGUACUUCGCUAAAGCCACUGACUUGGCUCCACGAUCAGCAUUGACGAGAUUCAAGAAGGCAAGAGCAUUAAUGGCACUUGGAGAGAUGCAGCUUGCGCUCAAUGAAUUGAUGAUUUUGAAGGAUAUCGCUCCGGAUGAAGCAAUGGUGCAUUUCUUGCUUGGCCGAUUGUACAAGAGUUUGAGGGAUAAGGGGCAAGCCGUUCGGCACUUCACCAUUGCGCUGAAUUUGGAUCCAAAGGCAAGUCAGCAAAUCAAAGAAGCGAUCGAGAGUCUUGAGGAGGAAGACGACGAAGAUGAGGCGAGCAUGAUGGCAUGA
Messenger RNA from Hyaloscypha bicolor E, 2490 nucleotides. RefSeq names its product TPR-like protein. Bases 1 to 2490 code for a protein of 829 amino acids. Gene Ontology annotation, biological process: cell division. The transcript is spliced from 2 exons. Gene Ontology annotation, molecular function: protein binding. The record is from RefSeq and is a predicted model, not a curated record. Lineage: Eukaryota; Fungi; Ascomycota; Leotiomycetes; Helotiales; Hyaloscyphaceae.